This is a messenger RNA of Trichoplusia ni (cabbage looper), 2465 nucleotides long. RefSeq names its product choline O-acetyltransferase (gene ChAT). Gene Ontology annotation, cellular component: neuron projection; cytoplasm. The record is from RefSeq and is a predicted model, not a curated record. Gene Ontology annotation, biological process: neuromuscular synaptic transmission; acetylcholine biosynthetic process. NCBI's taxonomy places the organism in Eukaryota, Metazoa, Arthropoda, Insecta, Lepidoptera, Noctuidae. Gene Ontology annotation, molecular function: choline O-acetyltransferase activity. The transcript is spliced from 9 exons.
CAAAGUUGUUACAAACGAUGGCUUUCAGAAACAUUUUAAAGAAUCAGAAGCCUGACUGUAGUUUUGAAUACGCGUGUUUAUUGCAGAAUGUCCAGUUGCCGAAGCUCCCGGUCCCGGAGCUGGAGACCACCAUGGAGACGUACCUGGAGUUCGCGGCGGUGGUGGUGAGCCAGCAGGCGCUGGAGCACUCGCGCGGCCUGGUGCGGGGCUUCAUGGAGGAGCUGGGCCCGCGCCUGCAGGAAAUGCUGCUGGAUAGGCAGAAGGAGAUGGACAACUGGGUGACGGACUGGUGGCUGGACGACAUGUACCUGAGGGUGCGGCUGCCGCUGCCCAUCAACUCCAACCCGGGGAUGGUGUUCCCUCGCCGGCACUUCGCUAAGAUGGAGGAGGUGGCCGACCUGGGCGCGCUCUUCAUUGACGACCUGCUGGAUUACAAGGAGAUGCUGGACAGGGGUGAGCUGCCCCUGGAGCGCGCGACUAGCCGCGAGAAGGGCCAGCCGCUGUGCAUGGAGCAGUUCUACCGGCUUCUGGGAGUGUGCCGCAUCCCCGAGGUGGGCCGCGACCGCCUGGAGCUGCCGCGCGCGCCCCCCGCCGCCGCUGAGGACGGGGAGGAACUCGUCGUAGUGGCCUGCAGGAACUAUUUCUACCCGAUCCCGGUGAAGGCGGCGGACCGCGGGCGGCUGACGGCGGGCGAGAUGCAGGCGCAGCUGCUGCACGCCAUGGUGGACGCGGCCGGCGCACCCCCUGCGCCCCGCGUGGGCCUGCUCACCUCCAUGAACAGGGACCAGUGGGCGCGCGCCAGGGAACAACUCAUUAAAGAUGAGACGAACCGCAUGAACAUGGAGCUGAUCUCGCGCGCGCUGUGCAUCCUGUGCCUGGACGAGGCGGGCGGGGACCGCGCCGACACCGACGCGGACACCAACGCCAUGCUGCGCGCCAUGCACGGCGCUGGCACCCGACACCACUCCGCCAACAGGUGGUUCGACAAGACCGUGCAGUUGAUCAUCUCGUCGGACGGCACGGUGGGCAUGUGCUACGAGCACAGCGCGGCGGAGGGCGUGGCGGUGGUGCGGCUGGCGGAGCGCGCGCUGGCCCGCGCGGAGGUGGCGGCCCGGCCCGCGCCGCCGCCCGCGCUGCUGCCCGCGCCGCAGGCCAUGCGCUGGAGCGUGGCCGGCGACGUGCAGCGGGCCAUCGACCAGGCCGCCAGGGACCUCGACCGGCGGGGAAAUACUGAUAAUUUUGUUCGCAGGGCUAUUGCCGAUCUGGACCACAAGGUGUACACAUAUCGCAACUACGGACGCGAGUUCAUGAAGUCCUGCCGCACCAGUCCCGACGUCUACAUCCAGCUGGCGUUGCAGUAUGCCUACUACAAGAUGUACGGUUACCUGGUAACCACAUACGAGUCGGCCUCUCUGCGACGCUUCCGCAACGGUCGCGUGGACAACAUCCGCUCGGCGCACGGCGCGGCGCUGGCGUGGGCCGCCGCCAUGUGCACCGCCGAGACGCCGCCGCUCAGCGACGCCGGCGACGACGGACAGAAGAAGGUUUCUUUCAAUUUGUAUGGGGUGAGAAUUUUGUUUUGGAAAUGGAUGACGCUUCACACCUCGAACAGCGAUGAAUCCAACAUACAAAGUGAACAUACGACCAUUUACCGAGCACCAAUUCAAACCCCGAUCUGAUUACUUUCUAUACCUGUAUCUUCACAUCACUCAAAAUCAAUCACAAAAGAUUCAUCUUUACGAUUAAUGAACUUAACUUCACACUACCGAAGGUUCGCCUGGCACAUACAUUUUCCUUAUCUGCCUAACGAAACUACUAUAUACUCUUCACUUCUACAUUUUGCAACUAAGUAUUGCAAAAUAAUAAUGCAACACCUCACACAGGAGCAAAAGAAACUGGAGCUAUUCGAAGAGGCGGCUCGUAAGCAGACGUCCAUCAUGGAGGCGAACAUCCUGGGCAAGGGGCUGGACAACCACCUGCUGGGGCUGCGCGAGGCGGCGCGCGAGACCCUCGGCGAGCUGCCGCCAGUGUUCUCUGAUAGCACCUACAAACAGAUGAUCGAGUUCAAGCUCAGCACUAGUCAGGUGGCCACCACGACUGACGGCACGUUUAUGGGCUACGGUGCGGUCUGCCCCGACGGCUACGGCUGCAGCUACAACCCCAAGAAGGAUUCCAUCAUCUUCUGCAUAUCCUCCUUCACGUCCUCGAGCGUCACCAACACAGAAGCCUUCAGGCAGUCGCUAGAAGAAGCCCUCGACUCCAUGAAACUGAUGUUCCAAGCGCGUAAGCCAGACAAUUGAGAAGGUUAGCUAGAACUCUUGGUAGGAUCCCGUUCAAUAGAUGGCACCAGCACUGGUAUGAUUUAAAUGUGAAAAGGCACUGUAGGUUUGGUGUUUUAGACAAAAGAAAGAAUUAUGCCUAAAGAAAUAACAACGGUACAUCCCUCAAUACCCUUUACAAGCAAG